GAUCCCAGGCAGCGCUGGGCGUCCGCCCCUCCCGCCCCGCGGCGAGUGUAAACUCACCGCGCCGGGGCGGGCGGCCGCGCGCGGGCAAGUGGGCUGAGCUGGGCACUGAGCCGGGGCGCACCGCUCGGGGGACCCAGGCCCCGCCACCUCCCUCCGUCCCCGGCUCCGUUCUCUCUGCCGCGCAGUGCUUGGACGAGAAGCGGGAGCCAUGCAGUCGGAAUCGGGGAUCGUGCCAGAUUUCGAAGUCGGGGAGGAGUUUCACGAAGAGCCCAAAACCUAUUACGAACUCAAAAGUCAACCCCUGAAGAGCAGCAGUUCCGAGGAGCAUCCUGGGGCCUCCAAGCCUCCAAUAAGCUCCUCCAGUAUGACAUCACGCAUCUUGCUACGCCAGCAACUCAUGCGUGAGCAGAUGCAGGAGCAGGAGCGCAGGGAGCAACAGCAGAAGCUGCAGGCGGCCCAGUUCAUGCAGCAGAGAGUGCCUGUGAGUCAGACACCAGCCAUAAACGUCAGUGUGCCCACCACCCUUCCCUCUGCCACCCAGGUGCCAAUGGAAGUCCUUAAGGUGCAGACCCACCUCGAAAACCCCACCAAGUACCACAUACAGCAAGCCCAAAGGCAGCAGGUAAAGCAGUACCUUUCUACCACUUUAGCAAAUAAACAUGCCAACCAAGUCCUGAGCUUGCCAUGUCCAAACCAGCCUGGCGACCAUGUCAUGCCACCAGUGCCGGGGAGCAGCGCGCCCAACAGCCCUAUGGCCAUGCUCACACUUAACUCCAACUGUGACAAAGAGGGAUUUUAUAAGUUUGAAGAGCAAAACAGGGUGGAGAGCGAAUGCCCAAGUAUGAACACGCAUUCGCGAGCGUCGUGCAUGCAGAUGGAUGAUGUAAUAGAUGACAUCAUUAGCCUGGAGUCAAGUUAUAAUGAAGAAAUCCUGAGCUUGAUGGAUCCUGCCUUACAAAUGGCAAAUACGUUACCUGUCUCUGGAAAUUUGAUUGACCUUUAUGGCAAUCAAAGUCUGCCACCCCCAGGCCUCACCAUCAGCAACUCGUGUCCAGCCAAUCUUCCCAACAUAAAAAGGGAGCUCACAGAGUCAGAAGCAAGAGCAUUGGCUAAAGAGAGGCAAAAAAAGGACAAUCACAACUUGAUUGAAAGAAGAAGAAGAUUUAACAUAAAUGAUCGUAUUAAAGAACUAGGUACUUUGAUUCCGAAGUCAAAUGAUCCAGACAUGCGCUGGAACAAGGGAACCAUCUUAAAAGCAUCCGUGGACUAUAUCCGAAAGUUACAGCGUGAACAGCAACGUGCAAAGGAACUUGAAAACCGACAAAAAAAACUGGAGCACGCCAACCGGCACUUGUUGCUCAGAAUACAGGAACUUGAAAUGCAGGCUCGAGCUCAUGGACUUUCCCUUAUUCCAUCCACGGGUCUCUGCUCUCCAGAUUUGGUGAAUCGGAUCAUCAAGCAGGAACCCACUCUUGAGAACUGCACCCAAGACCUCCUUCAGCAUCAUGCAGAUGUACCCUGUACAACAACUCUUGAUCUCACAGAUGGCUCCAUCACCUUCAACAGCAACCUCCGAAUGGGGACCGAGAGCAGCCAAGCCUAUAGUGUCCCCACAAAAAUGGGAUCCAAACUGGAAGACAUCCUGAUGGAUGACACUCUUUCUCCUGUUGGCGUAACUGACCCACUUCUUUCAUCAGUGUCCCCCGGAGCUUCCAAGACAAGCAGCCGAAGGAGCAGUAUGAGCAUGGAAGAAACCGAGCAUGCUUGUUAGCAAAUCCUCCUGCUCUGCAUCCUCACAAACUGCUUCCUUUCUUGAUCAGCAGAUUUAACAAUUUACCUGAAGGGGUUUUCUUGAUAAUUUUCCUUUAAUAUGACUUUUUUUUUCAUGCUUUAUCAAUAGCCCAGGAUAUAUUUUAUUUUUUAGAAUUUUGUGAAACAGACUUGUAUAUUCUAUUUUACAACUACAAAUGCCUCCAAAGUAUUGUACAGUAUGUGUACAGUAUCUGUGAACUGAAUUCACCCCAGAAUUUAGAUUUCUGAGCAAGAGGAUUUUGCAUCAGAGAAAUUCUGUCAAUUUUUAUUAAGAGGAGACUGGGUUUGAGAUUUUUUAUGCCUGUGACUUCUUUGGAAAUGAAAUGUAAAGUUUAAUUAAAAGAAUGUAAAGCAGCCAAAAAAAAAGAAAGAAAGAAAGAGAGGAGAAAAAAGAAAAGCAGGAAAGAAAUCCACACUAAUCCUUUUCCAUUUUGUAAUGUAUCGAUUUAUUGGUACUGCCUUAAAGAUACAGUACCUUUCUUGCAUCAUUUACUCUUUAUACUGCAAACUAUUUAAAUAAAUACUAUAUUCUGUAAAAGAAAAAAAAUGCAACCAUUUUCACAAGGAUUGUUUGGUCAACACGUGUAACUAGUACCUUACUUAGGUGCAACUGAAAUUCAAGGGAGACAGACCAAGGCUCUCAGCCACUGUGUGCUGUUAGCUUCCCUCAUCAAUAAGUGUGACUCAGUUUUUCAUAAGAUAUACUUUAUUUUGAAAUGGAAGUUAAUGUCCUCUCAAAGUAAAAUAUUGAGGAGCACUGAAAAUUUUAUUUCUUUUUUUCCUUCCAUUUUGCUUUUGAUAAGGAAACCCAACUGUGCGCAUUUCUAAUCGGCUUUACUAUUUUUAUUUUUUAAAUUAUGUUUUACUGUUCAUUUGAUUUGUACAGUUUCUUUAUUAUUAUCAUUCUUUUCAAUAUGUUUGUCUUAAUUUGUAAGGAUAUGCAUCUUAAAAUGGCAAGUUUUCACUAUUUUUACAUCUCACUGGUGGUUUCCCGCAUUCUUUGUACACAUGCGUGAAAGAAAACUUUCAUGCAAGGUCUUGUGUUUCAAGAGAGCUUUGUGAAUAUUUUGUAUAUUCCAGUCUCACCAGAACUGUUUUUCCACACAUGUAAGGUAUAAUAUUAACAGGUUAAAAUCAGUUUCCUAGAAAUAAUAAACUUACAUAUUUAUUUUUAGUGAUAGAAAUGUGGCAAUAGUCUUGGAGACUGAUAGCCAUAGUGUUAACAUGCCCAUUAUGGUCAUUUAAAUUGGGGUUUAUUUCAGCAAACUUGCUGAAGUUUUUUAAAGAAAGAAAUACUGUAUUGGCAAAUUACUGUUACUUGAUAACAAUGUUUUCACAAGCAGUGACUCUGUAUAGUUAGAUUCAGUGCAUUAUCUACUUAUGUAGUCCUAUGCAAUAACAGUAGUGUUACAUGUAUUCUGUCAGGCCUCGAUGUUUCAUGCAGAUGACAUGUGGUGUUAAGAGCCAGGCUGUGGAAUGGAAUUUCUCAGUAGCAGCCUACAGUUGAAUAGGAAGUGGCAUAAAGCAUAUCCAUUCAGAAUGAAGUGCCUUAAAUAUAACAGUAGUCUUUUUUGGACUAGCACUGACUGAACUGUAAUAUAGAAGAAAGUUUCAAGAAGGUAUCCAUAGUCAAGGGGAACAUAUAGCAUGGUGCCUAUGUAAAGAGCUUCCAGUUUCCUUCAGAUAUUUUUAAUAUUAAAUAUAUUUUAGUGACAGUGCCAACUUCUUUCAUCAGGAAACCUUAUUCAGGAGGUUUUUUUUUUUUUUAAAAGAAAACAAGUUUAAAUGUCAAAUGUGAACUGGUGAUGGGUGUUGGAGAAUUCAGAGAGGAGUGAUUGUCAGAUGUAUGAAUGGAUGGCUUAUGUGAAUAUAAUCAACUGCAUCGUUCGUAUGCAUGUUGGGCAGUGAGAAUCCUUGGAAACAUUGAUGAUGCUAUCAGUUUUAUAGCUUUAUUAGUUAAGGGGGUAGGGAAAAUUAGUUCCCAUUCUUUCAACCCACUUGAUUGUAUAGCUCUUUUCCUAGAAUAGUGAUGCAAAUCUGCAUGAGCAGCAAAGUGUACCAUAGUGUUCAUUGAUACAAUCAUAGCAUUGUCUAUUUUUCUCUUCAUAUUUAUAUGGGGGGAGGGGAGCUGGAUGCAAAAGUGGAAAAUCAUAAUGGUAUGAUGCUAGUUUUCUUUAGCUGAUUUCAAGGGUUCUUAAAAAUAGAGUGAGGUUGACUAACUCAUGGUCCAGGGAAUGUGGCCGGGUUAAGCAACCUGAUAGAAAGCUUUGUUGAGUGAAAGCAUGGCAUCUUGUACCACUACCCUGACCUGACUCGCAACUCCUGAGCUCACCAUUGCCUGCUUCUCUGUCCCCUUCUUAAGAGACAAUUUCUGGGAGUGGCAGGUGAGAAAGCCCAGGAGAAUGCUGCAAUCUCAGGGGUGGUUUUAUUUAUUUCUUGUUUGCCAAAUAGAGUGUGGAUUCACUUUAGGGACUAGUUAAGCCAAGAGGUAGUGGUUUGGGUUCACCAUUUUGUGACAAUGACAGAAUGAUCCACACCACUCCCCCCAUCCCUGGGUGCAGAAUUGUGACUUAGGGUUGGGUCUCUAUAUGGAGUAACCAAAAUGCCAAACUUGUCCACCUGCCUCUGGGUAAGGCAAUGGAAAUACCAAACCUUCUGACUUUGCCAAAAACCAUACAACCAACCUGGUCACAUAUAGGAUGACAAAGUUCUUUCUGGUUGUUUUUAAAUAAUAAAGCAAUAAGAACAAAUAAAAUACAUAGGAAGUUAAAAGACAUAAAAUAAAGCACAAAGGAAUGCACUUACUAACAUUUUUUAAAAAUGCACUGGGGGAAAGUUAAUGUUGAUAACAGUAUAUUUAAAAACCCUAUUUCUUGAAAAAAAUGACAAAUGACUGUCUCUUGCGGACACUUGGUACUGUAAUGUUAAAUAGUCACCUGCUGUUGGAUGCAGCAAUAAUUUCUGUAUGGUCCAUAGCACUGUAUAUUAUGGAUCGAUAUUAAUGUAUCCAAUGAAAUAAUUGAACUGUUGUUCUUGAUAGCCUCAUUAAAGCAUUUGGUUUUUCACAUA
Manis javanica (Malayan pangolin) is the source of this 4881-nucleotide messenger RNA. Lineage: Eukaryota; Metazoa; Chordata; Mammalia; Pholidota; Manidae. The record is from RefSeq and is a predicted model, not a curated record.